UUUUUAUUUACAAUGAUUUUGUCUUUCUUUGCUGGGUUAGACCUUUAAUCUAGAAAAAUAUUUUGGUCUCUAGAUUAAUUCAACUUCUGGGAUUCGGUGAUUAAAUUUUAAUAGCCAUUUUUAAUAAUACUUGGUAUCAAACAUGCAGGAAUUGGAUAAACAUGGUGAAGCAAUUAUGUCGAGUCAGGGUAAUACAUUUAUCAAAGGUGGACCAAGUCAAUAUAUUAAACUUAACGUUGGAGGUUCUCUGUUCCAGACAACAAUUGGUACUUUGACAAAAGCUGAUAGUAUGCUGAGAGCCAUGUUCUCUGGUCGACUGGGUAUUCACACUGAUUCAGAAGGAUGGGUCUUGAUCGAUAGAAGUGGCAAGCAAUUCGGUACUAUUUUAAAUUUCCUUCGAGAUGGAUCAGUUCCCUUACCUGAUAAUGCUCGAGAGAUUCAAGAAUUAUUGGCUGAAGCCAAAUACUACCUCAUACAAGAGUUGAUCGAUUCUUGUGAAUCUAUGCUAGCAAGAUCUAAAGAAAGUAAUCGUACAGAACCAAUUUGUCGCGUUCCAUUGAUAACUUCAUCCAAAGAGGAAGCUAUGUUAAUCAAUAACUCAACAAAACCUGUUGUCAAGUUAUUAAUCAACCGUCAUAAUAACAAGUAUUCUUAUACAAGCACCUCAGAUGACAAUUUCUUGAAAAAUUUAGAACUCUUUGACAAAUUAUGUUUGAGAUUUAGUGGAAGAGUCCUUUUCAUAAAAGACGUCAUCGGUACCAGCGAAAUCUGUUGCUGGUCAUUUUUUGGACAUGGCAAAAAAGUGGCUGAAGUCUGUUGCCAUUCAAUAUUGUAUGCACCUGAUAGAAAACAUACAAAGGUCGAAUUCCCUGAAGCCCGAAUCUACGAGGAAACUUUAAAUGUACUAAUGUACGAGAAUCUUUCUGUACCUGAUAUGGAGCUAAUGCAGGCUACAAGUAGUCGCGGCGCUGUUUCAAUGAACUAUACUAGUGACGACGAAGAGGAGGUUGCUCGUAAAUCAUCUGUACCUUUUAGAGAUCAAGCCAAAGAUCAUCUUAGCAAAUUACGAACUAAACCAUGAAUUGUUUAUCAUGUAAACAAUAAUCAUUCAAAAUAGCGUUGAUGCCAAACACCAUUUGUUUGUUUGUUUUUUUUGGCUUACAGACUUGUGGUAUUUUUCUGAUUGACCUUUCACAAUUAGAUUCCCUUUCACCAUUUUAUCUUUAAUUUCACUGACACGGUUCAAAAAAUUGAAUAUAUACUUUAUAGUAUCUAUUUUCAAUCUAAUUUUAAUUCGAUUAAGUUAAUUUGCAUUCCUUAUAUGAUCAAAAAGGUUGCUUGAUUGACUUGAUUUAAACGGAUAAAUUGAUGCACGAUGUAAGCGUUUUUACGUUUCUGGAUAAAUGACAAUGUCUUUCACCAUAUCUGCUUGUUUGAUUUGUCCCUAUUCACCUACAAAAUAGGCAAUUUGAUAAUUUAAACAAUUACCAGCAAUAUCUAUGAAAAUAGUUGUGUACACAAAAUCUUGAAACUUGUUAUAAAUUUUGAAUGACAAUUUAACUUGAUUUUAGGUUGAGCCCAAAUAUAUGUGUAUUGAUUCAAACAUAAUGAACAUUGUUAUACCAAAGAGUUAAUCAAGUACCGAUAAAAAUUGUAAGUAAAAUGUCCAACUUUAAUUUAUUUGAUUACAA
Messenger RNA from Tetranychus urticae (two-spotted spider mite), 1691 nucleotides. RefSeq names its product BTB/POZ domain-containing adapter for CUL3-mediated RhoA degradation protein 3. The record is from RefSeq and is a predicted model, not a curated record. Lineage: Eukaryota; Metazoa; Arthropoda; Arachnida; Trombidiformes; Tetranychidae. Gene Ontology annotation, molecular function: protein binding. Gene Ontology annotation, biological process: protein homooligomerization.